UUCAAAAUGAGUGGAGCUGGCCGUAAACAUCGCGCCAAACACCUCACUAGACAAUAUUUAGAUGUCAAUGCAUGGGAGGGCCCCGGAGAAAACGAAACCUUGGCGGUCUGUACGGAGCCCCCACACGGGCAACACGUGCGUGUGCUGCUCCUAACAACUGUUGCGGGCGCUGAUUUAUCCGACAAAAAAAAUCAAGAUAAGGAAGGACAGUUCUUUCAGGAGGUACUUGUUCACGUUCCUAGAAAAUUUCAUAAAGUUAUCUGGUUGGGUAUCAAAGAUGUACUCGUCGUAGCUGAUGGUUGUGUGCAGUUCAAACCCUCACCAGAGCAGUUAGAGAACUUUUUAAGGAAUUCAGCCAACGCAGAAUGGAAUGAACGCAUAAUUCGUGCCCGGAAUAUGGCAAUUGAGAACCGUCGUGCGGUAGAACGUAUGCCUUUGUACAAUAAGCAGGCAACAACAACACUUUCUGAACUCCCAUGCACAGAUAAUGUGGAUAAUAGCAAAGCUCCAGUCGAAAACGGCUUCGGCGCCGGACACACUAGGAAGAUCAAAGGAGAAAGUUCUAAUCAUACUGAAGAAUGCAAUAGGGACUCCGAUAAUGACUCUUUAAGUCGAGUUGUUAACCCCAAUCGUGGUACUAUUAAACAUCGUCAGCAGUUCUUUUAUGCUUGCGAAGCUGAUGAGGAGAUGGAGGAAGAAGAAGAAGAAAGCUGAGGACUCCUGCCUGAGAUUAUCAAUAAUUAACUUAACACUGAAUCUAAAUUUACGAAGCGACGAACAACAACGAGAUGAUGUACUACUGCGAUUUAAAAAUUUUUUUGUCAUGAGUGAUAAAAAUUGCUUAAAA
Phytomonas sp. EM1 is the source of this 847-nucleotide messenger RNA. NCBI's taxonomy places the organism in Eukaryota, Euglenozoa, Kinetoplastea, Trypanosomatida, Trypanosomatidae. The record is from the annotation of a GenBank genome assembly.